AUGUCAAUAGCCGCUGCUGCACAGAAUAGUAAAUCAUCACGCUAUGAAGAUAUUUGGACAGAAGACGUCCAUACUGCAUUUAUGGAAGCGGUUGCUAUAUACCCUCCUAUGGGAAAACGUCGUCUCAAGUACUAUCAGUUGCCGAAAGAAGCCGUAAAUUCUGAGGACAUAGACUCCAUACCUUCACGCAUCAAGUCAUUCGGUCGUUGUCAGCUUAUUCAAUCAUAUAUCCUACACAAAACGGGGAAAAACCGCACCCGAAAACAGGUUUCCAGCCACUUGCAAAGGUUAAAGAAAAUCCACAGAGGCGACUCCACUAGUUUGUCAUAUUCUGAUACCGCUGCUUCCGUCGUUAAUGAUUGCGUCAUAGUGAGAACUUUAUUAUCAGAACUACCUCGGUCUCCCUCAACAUUUACGCUGUCUAAUGUUAGUGGAUCGGACGACUUGGAGCAACCUCUCCAUAAUGGUCCUCCUUUUAAUCCCAAUUUCUUUAGCUCCUGUGACUAUCAACCACCCGACUUCUUGUUGGAUGAAGAGCAUACCCGUCGCCAUGCAUCGGCUCCCUGUUCACCACUGGCCUCAGCUAAUCGCCCGCCGAAUCACCAAGCUACUCCUGGUUCUGAAAAAUCAACAGAGAACGAAUAUCCUGGUUACAGGUAUCACGCCUUACAGCCUAUAGACCUGGAGGAUCCUCAAAGCUAUCCACCUUACCAUCUGGAGCUAAGUACAACCUACCCGUCCAUGUCCAUGCGUCGGUUGGCUUCUAAUAUUCCAGUGUCACAUGAUCAAUUAGAGCCCCCUCGGUCUGCUUUUCCUUUCCAAAUGUUCUGCACAGGUGAUCCGCAAACCCAGUACAACCCCUUACACCAUGACAGCUCUGGUUUUACGAUGGUAGGACUCCCUUGUAGUGAUCUGCUGACUCCCGUCGAGCAAUUACUACCUAUCCCUCUACAACCUCCUCAAGCUUUCCGGCAGGAAAAAAAGAGAAACCCACAAGAAACAUCGGGCUUCCGAUGGACUUGGUCUUCAUCUUCUCCUCACAAUCUUUCAGUCCCACCUUCCAGCCAUCAAAACACAUCUCCUGAGCAAUGCGCCGACCUUUGCGCAGCUCAGAGUUAUGUGCAGCCUUUAUCAGAAAUUUACCGUUUCACUUCGCGUUUCAAUCUAGGUCACGCGUCUUAUUCGAGCCUGCCUAAACGCCUGUCUUACUUGCAUCCGCAAAACACUAUUUCAUUUCCCUCUGCCUCGAGUCCAUUGGUUUCCAUGGAUCAUUCUACUUCGAAUGUUCUCUCAUCACGCAUGCAUAUGUCUGUAUCUCUAGCCGAGGACCCUCCAGCGUCGCCUCUUAUCAUCAAGCCCACACCUUUGUACCCGGCGGCGUAUUCUCAACCGGAAAACCAGACAGCUACGGGAAGUUCUGUCUCCCCUAUCUAA
This is a messenger RNA of Serpula lacrymans var. lacrymans S7.9, 1434 nucleotides long. RefSeq lists its product as uncharacterized. Gene Ontology annotation, cellular component: transcription regulator complex. The record is from RefSeq and is a predicted model, not a curated record. The coding region runs from base 1 to 1434 and encodes 477 amino acids. Gene Ontology annotation, biological process: regulation of transcription by RNA polymerase II. NCBI's taxonomy places the organism in Eukaryota, Fungi, Basidiomycota, Agaricomycetes, Boletales, Serpulaceae. The transcript is spliced from 3 exons. Gene Ontology annotation, molecular function: DNA-binding transcription factor activity, RNA polymerase II-specific; RNA polymerase II cis-regulatory region sequence-specific DNA binding.